AUGCAUUCUGGGAUUACUCGUAGUCCUGAGUCUUCGUCCCUUCCUAGAGACCCAAGACAGGCGCCGCCUCUUUCUCUCUCUGUCCAGGGUCGGCUUGGGUUGACGACGUACUUCCGGCCUGGUUUGUUUUUCUCCCACUGGCGCGCUGGCCGGGGUCGUAAGCUGUGGUGGCGGCGUUUUGGGGGAGACGGUGCCCGCGCGCCCCGCUUUCCGGGAAUCUCAACGGGGUCUCGGGGCCCCGGAGGCUCCGAUGGCGGCGGCCUGCGCGGUGGUGCUGGCGAUGAAAGCAGAAGCGGAGGAGGAAGAGAAGGACCCUGGGUUUGGCGGCACCCCGAAACCUCCCGGAGACGCUUCCGGCAGCUGCUCUCCGGGGACGUGCCCGGCCCGGAGGAGGCGCUGAGCCGCCGGCGGGAGCUGUGCCGCCGCUGGCUGCGGCCCGAGCGGCGCUCCAAGGGGCGGAUGCUGGAGCUGCUGGUCUUCGAGCAGUUCCUCAGCCUCCUCCCGCGCCGGCUGCGGGACCCCGUGCGCCACCGGCGCCCCGAGAGCGGGGAGGGGCGGCGGCCUGGGCGUGCGCCCUGCACCCGGCCUCCCCGUAGGGCACCCCGACUUUCAAGGCCGAGGCUGGAUCCCCUACCCAGGGAGAAUGGCAGCAGCUGGCCUUGGAUCCCCAGAACGGCUCGUGCAAAGAGCGCAGAGGACUACGGGAGCACGGCCGGGCCGGGCCUGGAGAACCAAGCUGCCUGGAAUCCUGACCUGAUCCCAAAGCAGGAGAAGGACUACAAGGAGGAGGCCAAGCUUGCCCAGGCCUGGAUACAAGGCGCGCCCCCGGGGACGGACCUGGACAGGGAAGAGAAACUAUCUAAAGAUGCUGUCCUGCCACCGCCACAGCCCCAGGGUUCUCCAGGAGAGCCAAGGUGCACGGCCACCUUGCAUGUCCCCUGUGGGGUCAACGAGGAAGAGCUUUGGAGAAGUAGAGAGUUGGGGCGCACAGCCAUCUCACAGGUCCCCUGUGGGGCCAAGGAGGAGGGCCUUUGGAGAAGUGACAACUUUGAGGAGGUUGCCACCGCCCCUGCUCUUGCUCAGGAUCAACUUCGCCACUUUUGUGAAGUAGUCCCCACUGGAGAACGAGUUUGCUGUGGGGAGUGGAGCCCAGCUUAUCUUCUCCGUCUGCUACUUUGAGUCUGAAAAGGACUGCCAGGUGUCCAUUUACAAGGUGGACCAGCAGGACAGUCGAAAAUUAUGCACCACUGGCAUCGACGGGGCCAUGAUGAUCUGGGAUUUUAAGGCAACCUGGAAAGCACCAUGGGUGUUAAUAUCCUGAUAGGAGCCACAGGAACCUGGAGGCCACCAUGGGUGUUGAUAUCUUCAUAGGAGCUACAGGUCAAUAGAGAGCGAUUUGUCCCUUUUGUUGGAGCAAGGAAAAUGGCUAUUUUGCUGGGCCAGAACUUUUGCACAAAUUCUUGAUGAAUGCUAUUUUUGUUGACCUGGAGGCCAGCAUUGGUGGCUGAUAUCCUGAUAUCACAGGUUGGUGGAGUGCCAUAUGUCGCUUUUGCCAGAGGCAAGGAAAAUGACUUCUCUUGCAAAUUGAGCCCAUGUUUUAAAACUAUGCACCCUUUGAAAUUUAGUAUGGAUAUCAAUCUUGUAAUUAUCCACUGAAUACCUGUUCUGUUAGGUUGAGAUUUGUCCCAGGAGAAUCCAUAUUUACCCACAUGGAAGCCUAUGAGGAGUUCACCAACGAUGGAAUAUACCGGACCUUGCUAUGCCAAGACUCCAGGAAACUCAGAAGAGACAGAACAAGAAAAAAAAAAAACAAAAAAAAACUACAUACUACAUCUCUCCUUGUUUAAUGAUGUUUUGUUUGUGACUAAUAACCUAUGAGUAUGUCCCUCAUGCCUGCCGUAGUAUUAGAGGCUACACUUUGAUUAGGCUUUACUGUACAAAAAUAAAAUAGUUUUUUGUUA
Meriones unguiculatus (Mongolian gerbil) is the source of this 1961-nucleotide messenger RNA. RefSeq names its product zinc finger protein 394-like. The transcript has 8 exons. The record is from RefSeq and is a predicted model, not a curated record. NCBI's taxonomy places the organism in Eukaryota, Metazoa, Chordata, Mammalia, Rodentia, Muridae. The coding region runs from base 1 to 1179 and encodes 392 amino acids.